Molecule: messenger RNA, 1160 nt
Organism: Lathyrus oleraceus (garden pea)
Lineage: Eukaryota; Viridiplantae; Streptophyta; Magnoliopsida; Fabales; Fabaceae
Exons: 4
Coding region: 108-578 (156 amino acids)
Source: RefSeq, a predicted model, not a curated record
UAAUACAGUAUAUAGCACGGCUAAUGAAUGCUUUAUCUAUCUAUUUUUCUUCCCAUUUUCCCUUCCCAAUAUCUCUGCCAUACGGCGAGUGAUUUGAAAGCUGAGUAAUGGCAUCAAUUGGAAUGGACCUUUCCCCACCUACUCAAAGUCUCGAAGAUAUACACUUCCCAUUAAAAUUUACACUUCGAGGCAAAAGGAAACGAACGCACUCACCACGGCAGCAGGAGAGCGAAAGUGGUGAGAGUAUUGGAUCCAAUUCUGAAGUUGAAAGCAAAAUGGAAGAGCAAUGCCAAAAUAUGAGUGGGGGUAUUGUUUCCGUGCAAGCCGGGCCAUUCGACCCCAAAGUGGAAUCAACAUUUGAUCUUAAAAGGAUCGCAACUAACUAUGGUUUCACAAUGGAAGAGCUUGGGGCACUUGAGCAUCUCUUCCUUGAAAAUGCUUCCUAUGGUAAUCUAUUCUUGAAGUUGGGAUCGGAUAAAGAGAAAUUUGAGUUUUUGAGCAGACAAAUAGACGUAUUUAACAGGAAGUAUGGCGGCAAUGACAGGCGCACGGCCAAAAGAAAGAGUCGCCAUGGUUGAGAUGCCACACGGAUUGGAGUAGCAACUGGCUUGCAAUUAUUAAAAAGGUAGUAUCAGAAUCUCUGGCGAUCCAUCAUCCUUUUGCAUCUUUUCAUUUGUUACAAGUGGAGUAGCAACUGGCUUGCAAUUAUUCAUCUUAAACCUUUCAUAUAUGAGUAUUUGUGAGCUUAGAUAGUAAUGGUUCUUUGAUGAUAAUAAGUAAUGAGUUUUAUGAUGAGUAAUAUAGGGUGUAUACUUAUGCUUGAAGUUUAAUGCUUCUAUUUCACCAAGUGUUUGGUAUUCCUUGUACUUAGUUAUUUAUUUUAUGAUUGCAUUAUCUAAUCCUUUAUUAUGUGUAUGUGCAGUACAAACUUAAGUGCUUGUUUAGCUAUUUGUGGUGAGGCGAUUAGCUAGAUGCUACGUUGUGUAUCUUGCUUUACCUAUCAUAUCUUUGGGUUGUAACACUUAUGUUUCGAUUUGAGUAUUUCAAACUGUUUAGGACAUUGCUAAUAUUUAUGUCUUUUGGAACUUAAUAUGAUUAUGGAUUAUUAUGUCAGUGAUGUACUUUUGGAGAUCUAUAUGUGAUCUAUGAUGUACUUAAUG